GAUGACGGGCAAGGCGCUGGAGAUAGGCGUUUGUGCCACCGCGUCUGCAGGUUUUCUACUUUUUGGUUAUGAUCAGGGAGUCAUGUCUGGAAUCAUCACGGAACUAAUGUUCCUCGCCACGUUCCCAAAGAUGGCGGGAGAUUACAAACUCGGCUCCAUUCAAGCGCUCGUCGUUGCCAUUUAUGAGAUCGGCUGUCUCUUGGGUUCGUUCGUGAUCAUUGGGUAUGGUGACAAGCUGGGAAGAAGACGUGCAGUGCUUGUUGGUGCUUGUAUUAUGCUUGUUGGAACAGCCAUACAGACUUCUUCUACGACACUUGCACAGCUCAUUGUCGGAAGGUAUGUCUACAAACUGUCCAUUACGUGGUUGAAACCUCCUGCUAAACGGUUCACANGAAUUGUCACUGGAGCUGGAAACGGUAUGAAUACUUCUAGUAUUCCUGUCUGGCAAUCUGAAAUCGCACCACCAAAAAUUCGAGGCUUCUUGGUGCUCUUUGAAGGCGCUUUGAUUACGGCUGGAGUUAUGCUUUCGUACUGGAUCAAUUAUGGGUUCUGGUUCUACAAUGCCAGUUCUUUCCAAUGGAGGUUCCCUGUGGCCUUCCAAGCCUUUAUCCUCAUUGUGGGCAUCCUUGCAUUCCCAGAGUCACCUCGAUGGCUACUAAAACAUGGCAAAGAGAAGGAAGCAACUCAAAUCAUGGCACGACUCAAACAAUCCGAUGUCGACGACGAAGAAUUGAAGAAGGAGAUCAAUGAAAUCAAGCGAAUCAAUGAGAUUACAGCAGGCACGAAGCUUACGGUUAAAGAGUUCUUCUCAAAUGGACCAGACAUGAAUCUCUGGCGCGCCUCUAUCGCUUUCGCGGCUCAGGCUUUCCAGCAAAUUGGUGGAAUUAAUCUGGUCACCUACNUAGGAGCUUUUGUUGACGAAACGUUGCUGAUCAAAUCAGAUGCCACUGUAGUUUUCGAGGAUUCCCUAGGUUUUGAUCAUACAUUUGCCCGACUCUUGACCGGCGUCCUGGGAACUGAAUACUUCUUGGCCGCUCUAGUCGCUCUCUUCAUCGUGGAUCGCGCAGGUCGACGCCGCCUCAUGAUGUGGAACGCAGGAGGCAUGGGUCUAGCCAUGAUGGUCGCCGGCAUUGGUCUCUCUCAAGGAAACAAAAGCGGUGCCUACGCAGCCACAGUCAUGAUUUUCCUCUUCAACACUUUCUUCGCCAUCGGUUGGCUCGGCGUAACUUGGCUAUACCCUGCCGAAGUCACACCCAUCCGCAUCAGAGCCGAAGCCAAUGGUCUCUCCACAUCUGCCAACUGGCUAUUCAACUAUGCUGUCGUGCAGCUUUCACCCAUCAUGAUCAAUUCCAUCAAGUGGAAGACCUAUUUUGUCUUUAUGUGUUUUAAUUUUGCUUUUAUCCCUGUGGUUUACUAUACUUUUGUCGAGACUAAUGAGUACAAACUCGAGGCUUUGGAUGAGAUUUUCCAGGAGGCCCAUCGGAAUGGAGAGAAUCCUGUUAAAGUUGAGAAGAGGGUUCGCAAGGGCAACACUGAUGGAAUGGGAGAGAUGGGAAAGAGGCCUUCUGUAGGCAGCGAGAAACUCGAGGACGAGAAGAAGGAGGAUGUUGAUGCAGAA
Messenger RNA from Aureobasidium uvarum, 1618 nucleotides. Lineage: Eukaryota; Fungi; Ascomycota; Dothideomycetes; Dothideales; Saccotheciaceae. The record is from the annotation of a GenBank genome assembly.